Brachypodium distachyon (stiff brome) is the source of this 1180-nucleotide messenger RNA. Its product is annotated as nuclear transcription factor Y subunit C-6. Lineage: Eukaryota; Viridiplantae; Streptophyta; Magnoliopsida; Poales; Poaceae. Gene Ontology annotation, biological process: regulation of DNA-templated transcription. The record is from RefSeq and is a predicted model, not a curated record. Gene Ontology annotation, molecular function: DNA binding; DNA-binding transcription activator activity, RNA polymerase II-specific; protein heterodimerization activity. The transcript has a single exon. Bases 133 to 738 code for a protein of 201 amino acids. Gene Ontology annotation, cellular component: nucleus.
AAAAUUAAUGGUACUCCUACCAGUAUUUCUUCCACCAUUUCUCAGCUGAAGAGAUAACCAGCUGAAAAGCAUCAUCCCCUUCCUUCCCCAAUCCCCUUCCCGUCCUACCCACAACCCUAACUCCCCUAAUCCAUGGAUCCCACCAAAUCCAGCACCCCUCCGCCGCCCCCAGUCCUGGGCGCCCCCGUUGGUUAUCCGCCGGGGGCAUACUCUCCCCAGCCCGGAGCUGCCGCGGCCGCCUACGCCCCGCAGCUCUACGCGCCACCCGCUGCCGCCGCCGCCCAGCAGGCCGCGGCGGCGCAGCAGCACCUGCAGAUGUUCUGGGCAGAGCAGUACCGCGAGAUCGAGGCGACCACUGACUUUAAGAAUCACAACCUCCCGCUGGCUCGAAUCAAGAAGAUCAUGAAGGCCGACGAGGACGUCCGCAUGAUCGCCGCCGAGGCCCCGGUCGUCUUCGCCCGCGCCUGCGAGAUGUUCAUCCUCGAGCUCACCCACCGCGGCUGGGCGCACGCCGAGGAGAACAAGCGGCGCACGCUCCAGAAAUCCGACAUUGCCGCCGCCAUCGCGCGCACUGAGGUCUUCGACUUCCUCGUAGACAUCGUGCCACGUGAUGACGCUAAGGACGCCGACGCGGCUGCCGCUGCAGCUGCGGCGGCUGCUGCUGCUGGGAUACCCCGCCCUGCCGCCGGUGUGCCCGCCACCGACCCGAUGGCUUACUACUAUGUCCCCCAGCAGUAAUGUAUCAGCUUAACCUUACGCAUUUCUAAGCGGAGAAUGUGUUGUCUUGUGACUGUUCUUGUUGCUGUUGUUGUUGCCGCUUAAUAAAAUGUGUUGAUCAUUUAUGGGCCUCCCCCGAGCUUCAGAAUUGAGCUGUUUGGUUGUAGUAUCACAGGUGAGAUUGUUGUAGUUGGGGAGGCCGUAUGAUUGCAGUUGUAGUGCCUGUCUAACUGGCCGGAUUGGGUAAUCCGAUAACUAUUAUGCGGUUGUCUCUAAUGAUUACUAUGUAAUUUAUGUUCUUCAUUUCCGCUGGGUACUAGGAAUUUGUUGUCAUAUGACAGUAUGUGCUGUGGUCACUGCAUAUUACGGAGUAGGUUGCAAGCUUUUCCCUUGUAUGCUUUUAAGCAAGAUUUAUUGUAAUUAAGUCAUCGAUGCCAUAACUUUCAGUAUGCUGACUGUAAUA